Molecule: messenger RNA, 848 nt
Organism: Phalaenopsis equestris
Lineage: Eukaryota; Viridiplantae; Streptophyta; Magnoliopsida; Asparagales; Orchidaceae
Product: ycf20-like protein
Exons: 3
Coding region: 105-698 (197 amino acids)
Source: RefSeq, a predicted model, not a curated record
AGAGCAUUUCCGGAGCUUCAAACCCUAGGGGUCAACUUCGGUACCUGAACUCUCCUCUUCUUGCAUAGCUAAUCACCCCAUCUCAUUACCAAGGUUUACGGAGAAUGGGGACUUUGAUCCACCGAAGUAUGAUGUUUCUUACGGACAAGGAGUGCUUCGAUUCGCAUUUUCGGAACCCUAGAGGUUGCUGUGAAGGAUGGCCCAUGGAUUUCAGCAUGAAGGCAGUUCCCUUCCCUGAAUCCAGAACCCAAAUAAGAAGAUAUAGAACAAGGCUACCCUUGGCCUUAGACACCGGAGGCGGCGGCGGCUCCCUCGGCGCAGAUCCUCAGGGCGACUUCAACGGCGGAAAUGCCGGGCUCGGCAGGACGAGACUAGGAGAAAUAGUGAGCGCUGGGGCUCGAGAAAUUCUCGAGAAGCUAAAUUCCGCUCGAAAGAACUUCCCGACGAAAAUUUUUCUGCUGCUGCUGGGUUUCUACACCGCCAAUGCCUUGGCAACAAUUUUAGGGCAAACAGGAGAUUGGGAUGUUCUUGUUGCAGGAAUAGUGGUGGCUUCCAUAGAGGCUAUUGGGAUGCUUAUGUACAGAAAGCCUUCAAGAAUGGGGAUGGGGAGGUUGAAGGCCAUGAUAGUUUUUGUAAAUUAUUGGAAAGCUGGGGUUUGUUUGGGACUUUUUGUUGAUGCUUUUAAACUUGGAAGCUGAAAUUUUGAUUUUUGUUUUGGAUUUUAUGAGAAAUGGCUUCUAUUUAAUUGAAAUUAGUGGAUUGAUGUAGGUUUUAAUGGGGUUUUGUUGAGGAUUUUUUAUUGGCAUAAAAUUUUAAUAUUUAUAUGGAGGAAGAUUUACUUGAGUACC